AUGCACGAGCCUGGCGAUGCUUUGCAGCGAAGCUGGCAGCGCGCGUGCAGAGAUCUUACCGUGAACCGCCGACUCGAGAAGAUCGCCGAACACAUCAGCAGCGUGCUGCCUCAAGCGAGCAGGCACAGCAAUUCAUUUCGGGCCUGGGUGGACGUGCAGAGGCCAUAUCACAAUGGCUCUGGUUUCCCUCCGUCCAGCUUCUUCGAAGUCCAACAAUGGGCGUCUCCGCAGGAUGACACGGCGUGGUCGGCGUUGAUCGCUAUCGACGCGGACUAG
Moesziomyces antarcticus is the source of this 276-nucleotide messenger RNA. RefSeq lists its product as uncharacterized. NCBI's taxonomy places the organism in Eukaryota, Fungi, Basidiomycota, Ustilaginomycetes, Ustilaginales, Ustilaginaceae. The record is from RefSeq and is a predicted model, not a curated record. Bases 1 to 276 code for a protein of 91 amino acids. The transcript has 2 exons.